This is a messenger RNA of Salvelinus sp. IW2-2015, 3669 nucleotides long. The record is from RefSeq and is a predicted model, not a curated record. NCBI's taxonomy places the organism in Eukaryota, Metazoa, Chordata, Actinopteri, Salmoniformes, Salmonidae.
CGUCGCCGAGUGGUGUGCGAGCGACUGGGCCGUCUCGAAAACUGUCUCGUGGGUAGACUCAAACAUAUUAUUAAUAUUGACCAUAGUGCAUAUGUAUUUUGGUUCAUUGUUGAAAAGUACAUUUAACGAUACUGUUAUAUUUCUAGAAAAGAUAGAGAAUGGCUGCUGCCGCCGAGGUGAACGGUACUUCUGCCCUGGUGAGGGAGGAAGAGGAGCCUAUGGAAGUCACUGCCGAAGGCGAGCACACAGAGAACUACCAGACACUCAUCGACGCUGGACUGCCUCAGAAAGUGGCCGAGAGUCUCGACAACGUAUUCUCAACUGGCUUGGUGGCGUAUGCUGACCUGGAUGAGAGGGCCAUUGAUGCUCUGCGGGAGUUCAAUGAAGAGGGAGCGCUGUCUGUACUGUUGCAGUUCAAAGAAAGUGACCUGUCCCAUGUGCAGAACAAAAGUGCUUUCCUUUGUGGAGUCAUGAAGACGUACAGACAGAGGGAAAAGCAGGGAAGUAAAGUACAAGAAUCCACCAAGGGUCCCGAUGAGUCCAAGAUCAAGGCUCUGUUGGAGCGGACAGGAUACACCUUGGACGUCACCACGGGACAGAGGAAAUAUGGAGGGCCCCCACCAGAGGAAGUGUUCCAGGGAGCACAGCCUGGGAUUGGAACUGAGGUGUUUGUGGGAAAGAUCCCCAGAGAUCUGUAUGAAGACGAGCUGGUGCCACUGUUUGAGAAGGCGGGAACAAUCUGGGACCUGAGGCUAAUGAUGGACCCCCUGUCGGGUCAGAACCGGGGAUACGCCUUCAUCACCUUCUGCGGCAAGGAUGCAGCAGCUGAGGCGGUGAAACUUUGUGAUAACUAUGAAAUCCGGUCUGGGAAAUACCUUGGAGUGUGCAUAUCUGUAGCAAACAACCGCCUGUUUGUUGGAUCAAUCCCAAAGAACAAGACCAGAGAGAGCAUAUUGGAGGACUUUGGCAAAGUCACAGAGGGGCUUCAGGAAGUGAUCCUCUACCACCAGCCGGACGACAAGAAGAAGAACCGUGGCUUCUGUUUCCUGGAGUAUGAGGACCACAAAUCUGCAGCCCAGGCCCGCCGCCGCCUUAUGAGCGGCAAGGUGAAGGUGUGGGGGAACCCGGUCACUGUGGAGUGGGCUGACCCGGUCGCUGARCCCGACCCGGAUAUCAUGGCGAAGGUGAAAGUCCUGUUUGUCAGGAAGCUAGCCACCCCGGUCACAGAGGAGCUACUGGAGAAGACCUUCUCUGCGUUUGGAAAGCUGGAGCGGGUGAAGAAGCUCAAAGACUACGCCUUUGUUCACUUUGAGGACAGGGACGCAGCUGUGAAGGCAAUGGCAGAAAUGAAUGGGAAGGAGCUGGGGGGAGAGGAGAUUGAGAUWGUCCUGGCCAAGCCCCCUGACAAGAAAAGGAAAGAGAGGCAGGCUCAGCGCCAGACCACCAGAAACCCAGGGUAUGAUGACUAUUACUACUACCCACCGCCACGCAUGCCUCCACCAGGUAGAGGCAGGGGCCGUGGUAGCAGAGGGGGCGGUGGCUACGCCGCCUACCCCCCAGACUACUACAGCUACGAGGACUACUACGAUGACUACUACGGCUACGACUACCACGACUACCGCGGGGGUUACGAGGACCCGUACUACGGUUACGACGAUGUGUACAGCAUGAGGGGCCGUGGCAGCCGCCCCAGCAGGGGAGGGCCACCCAGGACCCGCGGAGCACAACCCCCACGGGGCCGAGGGGGCUAUGCCCAGAGAGGGCCACCCAUCGGCGGGCCCAGGGGUGGCAGAGGAGGGGGCCGUGGGGGACCAUUCCAACCACAGAGGGGCCGAGGUACCCGAGGAGCCAGGGGGAACCGCGGGGGCAAUGUGGGCGGGAAGAGGAAGGCGGAUGUCUUCAACCAGCCUGACUCCAAGCGCCGGCAGAUCAACCAGCAGAACUGGGGGUCCCAGCCCAUCGCCCAGCAGCCCCUGCAGCAAGGGGCCGACUAUUCCGGUGGUGAAGCGAGAGCGGCAUCGCUUGAGUGAGGAUUGAACUCACCCUGAACGGUGUUCCUUACAAAAGGCCCGGGUGAGCUAGUUGAGUACUGUCUCUCCUCACCUACAACUGCUGCUAAAAUCAAAGGGGGGGACUUCCAGCCACAGUCAUGUUAUUGUUGUUACUAAUAUACUACCGUGAGUGACGUAGGCCUACAUUUCAAUUGAUUAUUUUUGUCAGUGUCAACCACAUCAAUCCUUGCAUCCUCAAACUAGGGUAAUGAAGCUUCUAAAUAAUUGCAUUGUUAUUGUAAGUCUAGAUGGAAGACAAAUGACUUUCUCCAGAUUUGAAGUUAUCAUCCCCCUUACUUGGGAUGUAGCCUAGUCAUCGUGAWUGACCAAGAAGUGGUAGGUCACAGUAGUAUUAAAUCCAGUUGGCCACAUUUACUCAGAAGCAGAUUAGUUUGUUAAUAUACGGAAGGAAAUGGACAAAAGCAGACAGUCCAACUCGAGGCUUUUCUAUAAAGGAGAUCGGCCUAAACCCCCAACACCUGUCACUUGGACAAUUCCCUAUAUGGUGCGCUACUUUCAAACUACCGCUAGGGCCCUGGUCAAACGCGGUGCACUACAUGGGGAAUAGGRUGCCAUUUGGGACACACUUAGCUACACCCUGUUGUGAUAAUCGCUUCAGCUGUCACUGUCACAUUCUUUAAUCUCUAGAGGCAGCUUUCUUAACGAAAGCAAGGGGGUCUAGAAUUCCUUUUAUUUUCUCUAACAAAGCAUAUUUGUUUUAUUGGGCAAUUCURAACUGACAUUGGCUUUCUGUAUGAUGGAUACCUGUUACUACUGUGGUAAUUGAUAACUACACUGAUCCCAAUGCCUUUGAAGAAUACAAUUUAGUCAACUGCUGGGCAAGCGACAGAACAAAAGACAGUGCCUGGAAAUUGGUCUUUACAUUUUAAAUCCACAGGAGGGCAGUGUCUAUUUGUUUUACUGACGUGCCUUGUAUAUUGCACCAGCAAAUUUUAUUCAUGUUGUACACAAUGUAGCUUUGUAUUAAUGUCUGAUUUUAAAGGAUGCUAUUUAAUAAGAGUAGUUGUGUUUUAUAUGUUGCUUCUGUCACCAGACUGUAGGGGAGCUUCCCUCAAGCUAGCCCUCACCCUGCCCUUCCUGUGGACCAKUUAGGUUGGGCUCAUUCGAGAUGGAGUGGAUUUGUGGCCCUCCUCCUAAGGAGACCUCUGUUAUUUUCUCCAAACUCCCAGCCUGGGCCACAGUGGGCAUCGACAUCUCCCCUGACGAACUCCUGGCAUAUUUCCGAGCCCAGGCUGAUGAAAAAACUCCAAGGCUACUCUACUACAUUGAUMUCCUGUCCCCAUACCUCUCACCUCUGCUGCUAGUCUUUGUCAUAGCUGCUGCUGGCUACCAUGCUUACAGAAAAAUACGGAAAUGGAAGGAGUGGUCGGAGGCAGAUGCCCUGUCUAAGCAGCUACAUCAAGGCCUGGAACUUAAGGAGAGCCUGGCMGCAAGGGUGAGGGAGGCCAGUCAGUGCCUGGAGGCCCUGGAGGAGGCCAAGCGAGCUGUCCGGGGCAGAAGGGGCAGGCACUGUCGCCGCUGUGGCUCCUCCACCAGAUACCAUGAAGACAGCCUGCUGGACACCAGCARGAGACAAUAAAAUAUGAGGGGAAAGUUG